This is a messenger RNA of Purpureocillium lilacinum, 816 nucleotides long. Its product is annotated as peptidyl-prolyl cis-trans isomerase B. The record is from RefSeq and is a predicted model, not a curated record. Gene Ontology annotation, biological process: protein peptidyl-prolyl isomerization; protein folding. NCBI's taxonomy places the organism in Eukaryota, Fungi, Ascomycota, Sordariomycetes, Hypocreales, Ophiocordycipitaceae. Gene Ontology annotation, molecular function: peptidyl-prolyl cis-trans isomerase activity.
AUGUUCAACUUUAGACGACUACUCGUCUCUGCCGCCCUGCUCUUCGGAGUCGGGCUGGUGCUCUUCUCGCAGACCGCCGAGGCCGCCAAGGGACCCAAGAUCACCCACAAGGUCUACUUCGACAUCCAGCAUGGCGACGAGAACCUCGGCCGCGUCGUGAUGGGUCUUUACGGCAAGACCGUCCCCGAAACGGCUGAGAACUUCCGCGCCCUGGCCACUGGCGAGAAGGGCUUCGGCUACGAGGGCUCGACCUUCCACCGCGUCAUCAAGGACUUUAUGAUUCAGGGCGGUGACUUUACCAAGGGCGACGGCACUGGUGGCAAGUCGAUCUACGGUAACAAGUUCAAGGAUGAGAACUUCAAGCUCAAGCACACCAAGAAGGGCCAGCUCUCCAUGGCCAACGCCGGACCUGACACGAAUGGCUCUCAGUUCUUCAUUACCACCAUCAUCACUUCGUGGCUCGAUGGCCGUCACGUCGUCUUCGGCGAGGUCCUCGAGGGCUACGACAUCGUCGACAAGAUCCAGAACGUCAAGACUCAGCCCGGCGACAAGCCUGAGAAGACGGUCAAGAUUGUCAAGAGCGGCGAGCUGGAGGUUCCUCCUGAAGGCCUACAAGGACAGGCGGACUGGGCCAGCGGCGCCGCCCCGUCUGACAACUCGGCAACGGUCGGAGCUGGCGGCAGCGCCGCCGCCGGUUGGUCUUAUGUUGAGAAGCUGAUGCUGUUUGGUGUCCUUGUCGCCGUCAUUGCCGUCUUUGUUCGCCUGACCAAGCAGAGGACAAAGAACGACGUUGGUUAUGAGAAGACUAUGGCUUAG